GGGCAUGGUGACAUAUCGCAUGCGGCCCACACCUCUUGCUACGCACGACCGUACCAGACGGGAGCAGUGUGCUGGCUAUUAUAGCACAGCCGAAGCACUGUAGUACUGUAGGCAACCAGAACAACAGCGGCUACGAGGAAGGCGCCAGCACAAUCUCUUUGGUUGACAGCAGCAGCAGCAGCAAACACAGACUCGUAACGUAAUCGCCGUGUGCCCUGUGCUGGCUACACCAGUGACGUGCUGUUGUGCGUGGUGGUAGUUAGCAGUGGUGGUAGUUAGCAGUGGUGGUAGUUAGCAGUGGUGGUAGUUAGCAGUGGUGGUAGUUAUCAGUGGUGGUAGUCGUGUUGUUGUUGUCGCCGCGUGAAUCCGGCGUCGAGCGUGGCCUCGCGGCGAGCAAUGUCGAGAAGGCGGCUUGGCCAUUAAACGCCAGGCAGAGCGCCGUGUCUACGAGCCCCCCCCCACCACCCACACCUUGUCGUCUCGUCCGCCUGACACGAAGAAGGCUCAACGAGGAGGACGACGAGGAGGAGGAGGAGGAGUCGUGUAGACAGGCCCCGAACUACGACGCUGGUGGUGGCGUCUCGGUCUCUCGUCUCAACGGGAGAGAGACGGGUCAAGUGGUGGUGGUGGUGGGCGGUAGACCAAACAAGCUAUUUGUUAAUUCUCACCACUGUAUGAGGGCCAAGUUUGACCAUUCCUUACGACUCUGUUCUUCGCGGGUUUGUGAGGUAGGGGCGUUAUGGCGGAGGGUUCGUCAGGCAUCCACAGACAUGCCCUCCUGGUGGCAUAAAUGAACAGCACGUCCAAUGUCCACAGCGGAGGAGAAGCCAGCCCCUUCCUCUGAGCAUGGGGGAGACCAGUACAGGUCCUGUGUGGAGUGCGGGAAGCGAAAGCCCCUUCUGUCGGAUCUGUCACGAGGGCAGCGCCCAAGAGGAGCUGUUGUCCCCAUGUGAGUGCACCGGCACCCUGGGCUGGGUGCACCGGAGCUGUCUGGAGCACUGGCUGGCAGCCUCCAACACCAGCUACUGCGAACUCUGCCACUUUCAGUUUCUGGUGGAGCGCAAGCCACAACCGUUAACGCAGUGGCUGAGGAACCCCAGUCCCAAACAGGAGCGAAGGACUCUGCUGAGUGAUACAUUAUGCUUCCUGUUCAUCACACCACUGGCCGGCAUAUCAGGGUGGUUGUGCCUCCGUGGGGCAGCUGACCACCUAGAAUCUGGCAACCGCAGUCAGCUCGAGGCCGCUGGGCUCAUCGGACUCACCGUAGCUCUGCUUACUAUUUACCUCUUCUGGACAGCAGUUUCUGUACGCUAUCACAUACGACUGUACCAAGAGUGGAGGAAGACGCACCACCGAGUGAAAUUGCUCACACCGCGACCCACUGGCCUGCCUGCCUGCCAGAACCCCUUGCUGGGCCCUCACCAGCCAAGCAAGCGGCUUUCUUCAGAGACUGUAGUCUGAUAGGUAUGUCAGGAAACUUU
Molecule: messenger RNA, 1481 nt
Organism: Petromyzon marinus (sea lamprey)
Lineage: Eukaryota; Metazoa; Chordata; Hyperoartia; Petromyzontiformes; Petromyzontidae
Source: RefSeq, a predicted model, not a curated record